AUGGCAACACCGACUGUAGUGAAAGACCCCCCCACGGCCUCAACGGAUGGGACGAUCGACCCUCCCCAUUUACUGAUUGGGCCAACAGAGAAUCGCAAGGAACAAAGUGUUGCCGCGUUGUCAAAUCCUUGGGAAUUCGACUCUUUCCAGAAGUGCUGCACAGCUUGUGGGAAUGAGUUCAAUCUCAUCAAUCGGAGACACCAUUGCAGACUCUGUGGCAAGAUUUUCUGCAACCGGUGUACGAGUCAAAGAGCGCUCAUCCCACCCUCGAGUAUUGUGUUGAGUCCUCUAGCAGGAAAAAAAGCGGGGCCACAGAAUAAUGAUGCGAUCUCUUUCUCACCGGAUCCAGAUCCGGAUCGGAUGUUGACCUACAUUGACGAGGACCAACAGCUUUUGCAUGGCAAAGGCCUUGAAGUGUGCCAAACCUGUCACAAUGAGCUACUCCCAAGACAAAAAGAGCUCCAGAUAAAUGCCAAUUUUAUGCGAUUCAACCACAUUGACCCCACGCAUCCAAAACGAUUUUUCAAUAGCCCGCUUGCAUUCACUUUGGGUCACGAAGUUCGCAAAGCAGCCUAUACAUUGAACAAUUUGCUUCCGACUUCUAAGAAAUUAGGAAGAUUCGUCGACACUGAUUCGUUUUUGGCUGGAGAAGCCAGGGGGGCGCAACAGUGCAAAGAUGACUGCGCCACAAUCAGUCCGAACCUCGCCGGAUUAGACGGUGUAAAGAUUCCUGCUCGCCUCUUGCAACAGGCGAAGGGAGUCGCAGUGGUGACUGUCAUAAAAGGGGGAUUCGGUCUAGCUGGAAUGGAGUUCGGAACUGGACUAGCAGUGGCCCGAAUAGGGAAUAACCAAUGGAGUGCUCCUUGUGCCAUUGGUAUGGCAGGGAUUAGCUGGGGAGCCUUGGUUGGAGCCCAAGUCUGUGACCAUGUCUUCUUGCUGAUGACUGAUGCUGCAGUGGAGCUCAUGUUUAGCAAUAAGGAAAAUUUUCAGCUAGGUUUGGACAUUGGCGUUGCCAUCGGACCUCUCGGCCGAGCACUCGAAGCAGAUGUAGGAGCUGGCCCGGGUACAUUCGCACCGAUUUACACAUAUAGUUUGUCAAAAGGGUUGUAUGCUGGAAUCUCUGUGGAUGGGAAGAUUAUUAAGGUUAGACACAGAGUCAUGGAAAAAUUCUAUGGGAAGCGAGUAAGCGGGGCUGACAUUUUGUCAGGUGAAAUCCCUACCCCGCCUGCUGCAAGGCCUCUGUAUGAAGCGCUCCAACGAUGUCAUGUUUAUGCGGGCGGCAGUACGCGAAAGCAUUAUGGAAAUGCGAUGACGACCGGAGGCCAAGCGGCAACAAUGAAUAUUGGGGAUGGUCGCGUGAUGACAUCGCAACAGGCCGAUGCCAAUUCACAUUCUGGGAUGAGUGAUAUCACGUUCGAAACAGGUAGCUGA
Molecule: messenger RNA, 1431 nt
Organism: Cylindrotheca closterium
Lineage: Eukaryota; Bacillariophyta; Bacillariophyceae; Bacillariales; Bacillariaceae
Source: the annotation of a GenBank genome assembly